Messenger RNA from Acromyrmex echinatior (Panamanian leafcutter ant), 2260 nucleotides. Its product is annotated as acidic phospholipase A2 PA4. NCBI's taxonomy places the organism in Eukaryota, Metazoa, Arthropoda, Insecta, Hymenoptera, Formicidae. Gene Ontology annotation, biological process: phospholipid metabolic process; arachidonate secretion. Gene Ontology annotation, molecular function: A2-type glycerophospholipase activity. The record is from RefSeq and is a predicted model, not a curated record.
UUCAGAUUUUUGGAAAUAGUUUACCUCAAGUCGGCUUAUAGUCAACAUUUAAAAUCAACAAAAAGCCAUCCUAGAAUAGUCGACUACAAUGUCGACUUUACAAGUCGACUUUAAGUUGACUAUUAGUCGUUAAGCUGUCACGCAUGCUGUGUGGAAUGCCAUACACCAUUUCAGCGUGUUACUUCCGUAGUAGUAAGGUAUCUAAUAAUACUUCAAUCAAUAGGCGAGUUCAAGACGGUAAAGCGGCUAGACAUGCUUACCGAGCGAUUGAGUAUGAUUGAUUGGAUCUAUAAGUAACAAUUAUGCCCAUAUGCUCGGCGAGCAAGCUAGCUGCUUUGUCAACUUGAACGCGCCCAAUAUUAUUAAAUUAAAACAAAUUUGAUUUACUUAAUUAUCUAUUCUUGGAAUUCAAUGAACUCCGUAUGUCCGCUUUAUGAAUGAGACACUUUUAUUCAUAAAAAUCGUUUUUAUUUGCAACAUUACUCAGAACUAAUAGCAAGAGUAGGGAACAAAACGAAAGAUGAAGCAGUCAAGACGAAAACACAAUCGGGAUGAAUAAUGCGAAAAAUAAACGAACGUUCCAUGCACAAACGCAUCCAUACGUAAUCAUCUGAAGCAUGGAAUACAUAGUGUGACAAGAAUGCAUGCUAACAUUAUCAUACAUAUUAAGUCGUUUUUUCGAAAAAAUUUUAUAACAAUUCUUUGAAGGAAAAUAAACUCUUGUUUUGAAUAAUGCGAUGAGGUUUUCUAAUAAAAUUUGUAAUAAGUAAGUUAAGACUAGAUAAGACAACAGACAAUAGUGAAGAUAAAAUUAAUCACAAGUUUUUUGCAAUGCCCUUUAUAUCACUUUUAUCAGAAAAGAUAAAAAAAUUUUUUUAAAAAGACUCCUUAAUACACAUGGCAUAUAAAGGGAUUAAUAAUCUUAGGGGAUUCAUCAGGGAUUAUAAAGAUGUUCGUCCCAAGCUAUCUCACACAGACGUUGUAUAUAAAAUUGAUUGUCGAGAUUGUGAAGCAUCAUGUGUGGGCCAAACAGGUAGAUGUUUGAAGAUACGCAUAAAUUAACAUAAAAAUCACAUAAAUUGGAACACUAUACAACAUUUCGUAAUAACAGAACACAGAAUUAGUCAUCAACAUGAUUUUAAUUGAGAAAAUGUCAAGAUAUUAGACGAAGAAAAGGUACUUAAUAAAAGACUGAUUUCGGAAGCGAUCCAUAUAAAGCAACAGAAACAGAGUUUGAAUUUACAGAAUGAUACGUAUUCUUUAGACCCAUUAUACAUGAAUUUGUUUAUGGAAUUAUGAUUUUACCCUCUUUUGUUCUUAUUUUUAUUUUAAUAACUACAUGACUUUAUUAUUUUGACUAUCAUUGUAUCUCUGAUUAUCGACACCACAAGACGUCGAGUCACGAGAAAACGCUUACAUGUGAGUUGAUAUAAUUAAAAUUCAGACAAAUGAUUUUAAUAAUUCUCUAAUGUUUUGGUUUUCGUGUUUCUUUUAAAUGACUACACAGCAAAUCUGACAAUCUGAUGAGCGAUGUGAUUCUACUUAGUGACGCAUAUAUAUGACUUCGGUUUUACUUUAUAAUCAAGCGCCCGGUGGUGGUCUAAUAUAUCCGGGUACUAAAUGGUGUGGACCAGGUAACGUGGCCAGUUCCUAUAAUGAUUUGGGCCAACACUCGGUCGAGGAUGCUUGCUGUAGGGAACAUGACCAUUGUUCAACCACGAUAGCGCCGCAACAAUGCAUACACGGCAUAUGCAAUAACUCGCCAUUUACUCGCUCACAUUGCGAUUGCGACGCCAAAUUCCGCAGAUGUUUACAGAAUCUCAAUACUGAGGUGGCUAAUACCCUCGGCGCGCUCUUCUUCAACGUGAUUCAGGUUAUCUGCUUCAAAGAAAGACGACCGUGCUCGCAGUGGCAAAGGAAUGGCUACGCGGAGGCUGUGUCCGAUCGAUUGUGCUCGCAAUACAAGUUCCGACCCAGUGACAAAUAUGUGCCCAUGAUGCCUCUGAGUAUGAACAAAUGAAUUUGGAAGCUCGGAGAGAAAGGCAGCCUUCGCUCGCGGAAAGAAAAAGGACUGAUGGCCAGUACGCGUCAUACAGAUUAUCAGAUUAUCGGUCGAGAAGUAACGCGUUAAUUAUAACGCGUCGUUAUCGUUAUUGAUACUUUUUUUCGAUAACAAUCAUUACUUUCUUCUGUCUAUUCGGUAUUAAUGAUAUAAAACAAAUCAAUUGUUACUUUUUAUCGUUACUUUAAUUCCCUAUUC